Molecule: messenger RNA, 882 nt
Organism: Erythranthe guttata (spotted monkey flower)
Lineage: Eukaryota; Viridiplantae; Streptophyta; Magnoliopsida; Lamiales; Phrymaceae
Product: 17.3 kDa class II heat shock protein
Source: RefSeq, a predicted model, not a curated record
AUCAUAAAUAUUAAUCUUCUAUUUUAAGUCCCUUUUCUUUUUAAAACCACUUACCAGAACCUCCUGGAAUAUUCUACCUUCUCCUUCCAUUUCCCUCCAGAAACUUCUUCAGUCUUCUUCUUCUUCUUUAAUCCCCACCGCCAAAUCAACCCUAUAAAUUCAAACCCCAAUCAAUCUCAUCUGCAUUAGACAAUUCAAGCAAAAAAACAAUUUGAAGAAUUCAUAAUUCAAAAGAGAACAAAUCCACUACGGAAAAAAAUAUAAUGGAUAUCAGAUUUCUAGGGUUCGACGCGCCGAUCCUCCACGCACUGCAAAGCAUGAUAGAUCCAGAGGAUUCCGACGGCGGAAAAUCGGUCGGCGCACCCACCAGAUCCUACGUCCGCGACGCCAGGGCAAUGGCGGCGACGCCGGCGGACAUCAAGGAGUACGCGACCUCGUACGCAUUCGUGAUCGACAUGCCGGGGCUGAAAUCCGGCGACAUUAGGGUUCAGGUGGAGGACGGAAACGUGCUCCUGAUCAGCGGCGAGCGGAAGAGGGGGGAGGAGGAGAAGGAGGGGGCGAAAUACGUGAGGAUGGAGCGGCGGAUCGGGAAAUUCAUGCGGAAAUUCGUGUUGCCGGAGAACGCCGACACUGAUAAGAUCGCGGCGGUUUGUCAGGACGGCGUGCUGACUGUGACGGUGGAGAAGCUGCCGCCGCCGCAGCCGAAGAAGCCGAGGACGAUCGAGGUUCAGAUUGCUUGAUGAGUGUGGAAAGUGUUUCUCUAUUUUUUUCUGAGUGUUUGAUUUGAAUAUUUUGAUGAUGUAUGCUUCAGCUUUCAGAUUUCCUAAUGUUUGAAAAUUUUCUCUCUCUAGUUUGAAUAAAUUUCAAUUUAAAUAUUUUGAG